This is a messenger RNA of Physella acuta, 1940 nucleotides long. RefSeq lists its product as uncharacterized. The record is from RefSeq and is a predicted model, not a curated record. Lineage: Eukaryota; Metazoa; Mollusca; Gastropoda; Physidae.
CUCCAUGAAAAACACAGAAGGCAGCAUGACAACAAGCUCGGAGCUGGUUCUACCCUCACCCACCAAGAUGAGGACGCGCAAGUCUCGACAUCGUCGCAAUAACAGCCGAGGCUCUAUGAAGGACAUUGCCUCCCCCAUCAAGUCCCCCUCGCGGGACCACGAAGCCAGAAAUGCUGAAGCCCUGAACCCUGCUGGCCUACACCACAUAGAACACCCGCAGUUCCCCGGUACUUUCAAGUACCUGGGGCCGGGGACCGCCAUCAGGGAGUACAGAAGCGAGGACGAGGUGGACGGCUGUGAGAUGAGGAUCUCACACAUGGAGAACAACAUCAAAAAACGUCAGGAGCUGUGCAGUAGGACCUCCAGCGCCAACAACAGCACCAAGAGGUCUCCCAUCUCCAGGCGAUCACCGCUAUUCAAAGACAAUAACAUCAACGACGUUUGCUUUGGCUGCGACGGUGGGUGUAGUGACGCCACCUGCAGCAGCAAAAGGUCGUCCCAGGUCAGCGCCGAUGUUGAGAGCACCUGUGAUUUAUCUCCCCUGUCUAGCCCCAAACACCAACCGCUUGAAACAAUGAGCGAGAAAUCAUCUCCGGAUGUUGACUCGUCUCGUCAUGAAACUGGCUCAGGGUCAUGUUCAUGCUCGCCCAUGGCAUCCCCCGCUGACCUUCAACCCCAGACGUACACAGUCCGAGAAAAAGACUCGAAUGAAAAUUUAAAUUUCCCAGAGAGCAGCACAAACUCUGUUAGCUCACAGUUGAACUCGGGCGUCAUCCAAACGACGACGUCACACACCGACUGUGACACCAUCAACACCAGUGUCACACAACAGACUCUCACAAACUCCACCAACCACCAUCUUGUACUUAUGACCUCGCAGGGGUCGGGGGUCAAACGGGUUCACAGCAGCCAGGAUAUGAGCAGGAGACACAGGAGCCCGUCCUGCCGGAGGAGAAGCUCUGACAUCUUUGAGAACUCUGGCAGGUGUCAGGACAGGUACGAGGACAGCCAGGCGGGGACGGAGAGAGCUGGACAAAAUGUGGACGGUGUCCUGCAGAAAAGGGAGCCAAACAAUUCCUCUGUUAGAUUCAGAAACACUAAGCACUCUGAAGAAUCCUGGUCUGAAGAAGAGGAAGGGGAGGUGAGUGAUGACGAGACACCUUGUCGUCCCCCCUGCCGCCAGUCCUUCUCCACCCUGAGCUCUGAAGGUGUCUUCUCAGAGGAGGACAUCAGUGACAGGUCAGACAACCAAGAUGGCAGCGGUGACAACGGUCUGCUGUCCACUGGCAGUGCAGAAAACCUGCAGGCGGAGCUGACCAAACUGACCUACAUACCAGAUGGUCUGUCGGACAGGGAGAAAACUGUCAAGAAGAUGAAAAACAAAGUUAACUCCCCUGAUAGGAUGAAAUCUGAGACGGACACAAGUUCGGACGAGUGUUCCGAUAUAACAGUGUCAUCAGCUAUACACAAAACUAGGUCUGUAGAGAGUAGCACCCACUGGUAGCCAGCCUCCUUCUAUGUUCUUCAGUCAUCUUCUCAAAGUCAUCUUGAUGUCACUAGCUUCACAUCAUCAGUCAUCCAACAUGAACCAUCAGUCACUCAACACUGAGUGAGUCAUUCAUCUUCGCCUUGUGUAGAAGCAAGACAAGUUUGUUCUACCAUUUACCUCAGAUAGACUAGGAUCAGGGUCAGACAGGACAGGACUUUCUGGUAGCUUUUACAUGAAAGGCAGUGCUAGUCAGUUGCUGACCACACAAACUUGGGUGGGCAAGGACACAGUGAGUCAAUGGUUGACACAGAGAACGGACACAUUGUGGACACAUGUCAGUCCCUAACUGACAUAGGACACACGUUUAGUCACUAGCUAACAUAUUUAGGACACAACUAGUUAGUUAUGAAAUAAUGGAUGAACAAAUGUCUACAAUUAUUUCAAAAUGUGU